UAGAAGCCCGACAUUCAGGACACCUGGCCAAUGGAAAUUGAGGUGGGCGGGCCAUCGCGCUGCCAGGCCCUAGUCCGGGAGCUUCCCGGCCGCGGCUACCCAGAGAGCGCGGAGCGAGUCGCAGGCAGACCAUGUGGACUUUGGUGAGCUGGGUGGCCUUAGUGGCAGGGCUGGUAGCUGGAACACAGUGCCCAGAUGGUCAGUUCUGCCCUGUGGCCUGCUGCCUGGACCCAGGAGGAGUCGGCUAUAGCUGCUGCAGUCCUGUUCUGGUGAGUGCCCUUCUGCCCAGUUUAUCACCUCCUCUCACUUUCCAGGGCAAGGGGCCCACAGCGCUGAGCAGGCAUCUGGGCAGACCCUGCCAGGUAGAUGCCCAUUGCUCUCCUGGCUACUCCUGCCUCCUCACCAUCUCGGGGACCUCCAGCUGCUGCCCAUUCCCAGAGGCUGUGUCGUGCGGUGACGGCCGCCACUGCUGCCCACGGGGCUACCACUGCAGCGCUGACGGGCAGUCCUGCUUCCGAAGACCAGAUGCCAACCCCUUGGGUGCCAUCCAGUGCCCUGAUGGCCGGUUCGAAUGCCCCAACUCCUCCACGUGCUGCACUAUGCUAGAUGGCUCCUGGGGAUGCUGCCCCAUGCCCCAGGCUUCUUGCUGCGAAGACAAGGUGCACUGCUGUCCCCAUGGUACCUCUUGUGACCUGGCUCAUGCCCGCUGCCUCACGGCCACAGGGACCCACCCCCUGGCAAAGAAGAUUCCUGCACAGAGGAGUAACCGGGCAGGCCUCUCUCCCCUUCCAGUGGUCCUGUGCCCCGAUGCACAGUCCCAGUGCCCUGAUGGUUCUACCUGCUGUGAGCUGCCCAGUGGGAAGUAUGGCUGCUGCCCAAUACCUAAUGCCGUCUGCUGCUCGGACCACCUGCACUGUUGUCCCCAGGACACUGUGUGUGACUUGGUCCAGAGCAAGUGCCUCUCCAAGGAGAACGCUACAGACCUCCUCACCAAGCUGCCGGCGCACGCAGUGCAGGAGGUGAAGUGUGACAUGGAGGUGAGCUGCCCAGACGGCUACACCUGCUGCCGCCUACAGUCGGGGGCCUGGGGCUGCUGCCCUUUUGCCCAGGCUGUGUGCUGUGAGGACCACGUACACUGCUGCCCGGCUGGCUUCAAAUGUGACACAGCAAAGGGUACCUGUGAACAGGGGGCCCAGCAGGUGCUCUGGAUGGUGCAGGCCCUGGCCCACCUCCGCCUGCCGAAACCCCAAGCCGUGGAGAACGAUGUCCCUUGUGAUAACAUCACUAGCUGCCCCUCCUUCAAUACCUGCUGUCGACUCACGUCUGGGGAGUGGGGCUGCUGUCCUGCCCCAGAGGCUGUCUGCUGCUCAGACCACCAGCACUGCUGCCCCCAUGGCUACACGUGCUUGGCUGGGGGGCAGUGUCAGAGGGGGAACAAGGUGGUGACUGGAUUGGAGAAGAUGCCUGCCCGCCGGGCUUCCCUGUCUCACCGCAGAGACAUGGGCUGUGACCAGCACACCAGCUGCCCAGUGGGGCAGACCUGCUGCCCAAGCUUGAGUGGGGGCUGGGCCUGCUGUCAGUUGCCUCACGCCGUGUGCUGUGAGGACCGCCAGCACUGCUGUCCGGCUGGGUACACCUGCAACGUGAAGGCCCGAUCCUGUGAGAAGGAGGCAGACUCUGCCCACCUUGCUGCCCGCCUGGCCCGUGGCCCUCACGUGGGUGUGGGGAACGUGGAAUGUGGGGCCCGGCACUUUUGCCACAAUAACCAGACCUGCUGCCGAGAUAGCCGAGGGGGCUGGGCUUGCUGUCCCUAUCGCCAGGGAAUCUGUUGUGCAGAUCAGCGUCACUGCUGCCCUGCUGGCUUCCGAUGUGGGGCCAAGGGAAUCAAGUGUCUGCGCAGGAAGAGCCUGAGCUGGGACAUGCCCUUGAAGGACCCAGCCCCGAGACAGCUGCUGUGAGGAGAGACUGAGGACUGAAGACACUCUGCAGCCCUCGGGACCCUGCUCAGAGAGUACCCACUGCUCAGGCCUCCCCAGCACCUCUCCCUCACCAGAUUCUCCCGAUUCCCCGAUUCUGAGUCCCCCGCCCAUCAUGGGAGGUGGGGCCUCAAUCUAAGGCCUUCCCUGUCUCCAGGAGGGCUGUGGCGGAAGCCAUGUUACAAGCUGCCAUCCCCUCCCCCAGUUUCCAUGAACCCUGUGGCCAGGUGCUCUUCCCUAUCCACAGGUGUGUGUUUGUGCGUGUGUCUGUGUGUGUGUACGUGUGCGCGCGCUGCAGUAAAGUUUGUACACUUUCUUAA
Messenger RNA from Neofelis nebulosa (Clouded leopard), 2296 nucleotides. It is a transcript of the gene GRN, whose product is annotated as granulin precursor. Gene Ontology annotation, molecular function: G protein-coupled receptor activity. Gene Ontology annotation, cellular component: membrane; extracellular region. The record is from RefSeq and is a predicted model, not a curated record. NCBI's taxonomy places the organism in Eukaryota, Metazoa, Chordata, Mammalia, Carnivora, Felidae. Bases 132 to 1958 code for a protein of 608 amino acids. The transcript is spliced from 13 exons. Gene Ontology annotation, biological process: regulation of inflammatory response.